AUGGGAAAGGGAAAGGGCAAAGACAAAGGCAAGGCCCGCGAGAAGGGGAAGGACAAAGGCGAGGAGGCCAAGGGUGAGACCUCCGAGCUGCACCUGGCUGCCCGCAGCGGGGACGCCGCCAAGCUGGCGGAGCUGCUGGCGCCGGAGGAGGUGAAGGAGCUGAAUGCGCCUGACCAGCACAAACGCACUCCGCUGCACAUGGCGGCCUUCUUCGGGAAGGCGGAGGCUGUUGCCAAGCUGUUGGAAAAGGGGGCGGAUCCCCAGCUGGAGGCCAUGGAUGGCUUCCUGGCGCUGCACUUCGCGGCGCAGUCGGGGCACGUGGAGGUGCUGCGGCUCUUGGUGCGGAAGAUGAGCUCCAAAGGAGAGUACGCGGCCGUGAAGCGGCACGUGAACCGCGUGGUGCGGAAAGGCAAGAGGACGGCCUUGCACCUGGCCCUGCUCAAGGGGCACUCGGAGUGCGCGCGGUUCCUGGUGCAGAAGGGCGCCAGCGUGGAGCUGCAGACGGCGCAGAACCAGACGGCGCUGGAGCUGUGCAAGGACGAGGCUCUUCGGGAAGAGCUGGCCGGCAAAGCGAAGGAGGCCAAGGUAGAGGAGGCAAAGGCAGAGGAGGAGGAGGCGAAAGCGAAGGCUGCGGCGGAGGACGCACCCUCCGCAUCGGAGCCACCGUCGAAGCGCCGCAAGGAGGACCCAGGAGGAGAUCUGCCUAUGGCGGGGCUUCCCACUGCGCCGGUGACUCUGGAAAAGCCAGGGGUUCUGGCGGCGGGCGCCUGGGCGCUGGCCACGGUGGGCCUCCAUGCGGAGACGGAGAAGGCGUACCCGGCAGGAGUGUCCGCCAUGGCAGACGUGGAGUGGGAUCUGAAGAUCAAGGAGGCUCCAGAGGAGGACGGCUGCGUGCUGUGCUUCCGGUCCUUGGAGGAAGUGGGGGAGAGGCUCCGCUUGAAGAUGCAGAGGUCCAGCAAGAAGCUUUUGUACUACACGCACUUUUCGGAUGAGGCCGCCAUGAUGGAGAAGGAUUCCAGGUGCAACGCCUGUGGCGUGACAGUGCUGCUGGAGACCAGCGAUGGGCAGCUUGUGCUGCAGCCUGGCACCGAGAGGCCGUGGCAGCUGCCGGGGGCACUGGUCAGCGGCUGCGAUUUGGCCCCCGUGCUGGCGGAGGAGCGAGCAGCGACCCCUUUGGCAUAG
Molecule: messenger RNA, 1182 nt
Organism: Effrenium voratum
Lineage: Eukaryota; Dinophyceae; Suessiales; Symbiodiniaceae
Source: the annotation of a GenBank genome assembly